AUGUAUUAAGGUAGAAUGGAUGAUAAUCAAUGGAUUAAUGAUGAUCAUAUGGAUUAGGUAUUAAUAUAUUUGUUAAAUGAAAGCCUGAAGAUGUAGGAUUUGACAAGGAAGAGAUAACAAAAGUGGAUUUAUUUGUUAAUAAACCAUUUGAUAUUCCCAAUUUCCCAAAGAAUGAAUAAAUAAAAUAGGCAGGAAUAUCAUCACAUAUGUUUGUGAUAAUAACAAGAUAAAAUAACAUAUAUCGAUGGAGACCAGAAAAAGAUGAUCAUUGUGUGUAGAUGGAAUUACCAGAAGUACAAUAAAGUGGUUUAACAGGUAAAUUAUUGGGAGGGAAAAAGAAUGAAAGAAAAGACAUUAUAUUAGAGAGAUUAUUUUUAUAUGGACCACAUGCUUUGAUAGUUUCAGACAAUGGGGAAAGUUUUUAUAUAAAUGUUAGAUCAGAUAGGAUUAGAUCAAUGGAAUAAUUAAAGGGAAAAUAGAUUAAAUGUAUAGGUUGGGAUGAUUAAUGUGAUGAAACUGAUACUCAUGAAAUAUUGUUAGCAACAAAAGAUUCUAAAAUUUAUAUAUAUAGAAUUGAUUGUAGAUAAGGAGAUGUAAGAGAAGAAGAAGCUAAAUUAAUGGUCACAAUUCCUAAUGAAAGAUAAAUCAAUUAAAUAGAACAAUUUACAGUAAUGUAUGAUAAUAAUAAAUAUGCUUGUGUUGUUGUUUCAACUAACUUUAGUUUAUUUUUCUUUUAUGGAUUGAAUAGUCUUAGCAUUUUAUUUACUAAAUAUAAAGAUCCUUAAAGUGUUGCUAGAGCUGAAUCAUAACCAUCUCGUUAUCAUACUAGUUUAUUAGCUGUAUCUUAAAGGAAAAAUUCAUUUUUAUUUACAAAUGGGAAAUCAUUAAAUUUAUUCACUCUUCCUGAGAAGGAUUUGAAUGAAUCAAUAUUGUAAUAAGCUAAAUAAUUGAAAACUGUUAAUAAUUAUUCUGAAAUGCCAGUCUAAAUAGGCUUAACAGAAUUUCAUUAUUUUAUUUUAAGUGCUGAUUCUUUGACUAUUUUCAGUAAAAUAACUUAAUAAGAAGUAUAAAAAUAUGAACUUAGAGGUAUGGGUAGAAUUAUGGGUAUGUAAUAUGAAAGAGAUGGUAAAGUAUUUUGGAUAUAUUCUGAAAGGACAUUUUGUAAAAUAGAAACUGAAGAUGAAGAUAAGGAAGCAUGGAAAUUAUUAAUGGAUUAAAAAAUGUAUAUAGAAGCUUAUGAAAUAUCAAAUAAGUAUAAUUCAGAAUAUACUAAAUAUAUUGCUGGAUUGUGUGGAGAUCAAUUAUUUUAAUAGAAAAGAUAUAAUGAAGCUGCAUCUUAUUAUUAAAAAUCAUCAAAAAAUUUUGAAGAGAUCUUUUUGAAAUUUUUGAAUUGCGAUGAUAUGAAAGCUAGAAUUGGAUUAGAAUAGUAUUUAAAACAUUUAAUAAAUAAUUUGAAAGGAGAAAUUGAAAGAACAUUGGUUUUGGGAUGGCUUGCAGAAUUAUUGAUAUAUAGAUUAAAUGAGUAAGAGAAGUUAAUACAUGAAACUAGAAAUUAUGAAAAUGAAGCUUAAAGAGAUAAAGAUAUAAAAGAAAAGAAAUAAUAAUUAAAUUAAUUAAAUGAAGAUUUAGAUAAUUUUUUGAAAACUUAUAAAUUAGAAUUAGAUUAAAAUCUAGUUUAUUAAAUUAUGGUAAGUCAUGGUAGAUUAUAAAAUUGUGUUGAAUAUGCUAAAUUGAAUAAUAAUUAUGAAAUGAUCAUUUAACAUUAUAUUAAUGAAGAGAAUUAUAAAGAAGCUAUUAAAAAUUUGAAUAAUGUUAAAGAAAAGAGUUCAAUGGAAAUCAUAUAAAAAUAUUCAUUUAUUCUUAUGAAACAUGAACCAGAAUAAACAUUAGAUAUUUUAUAAAAGAAUAUUAAGAAAUUUGAUUAAACUAAAAUUAUUGGUGGUCUAAUGAAUAUUCCUGUAGAAAAAAGAGAAUUCGGAAUAAGAUUCUUAGAACAUUCAAUAACUAAAUUAGAUUGUGCUGAUAAAAGUAUACAUAAUAUCUUAAUAUUCUUUUUAACUUAACCAUUAUAAAAAGAAAAACUUAAUUAUUAUUUAUAAGAAUAAGAAGCAAUAUUAAAAAAGACAGAAAAAGUUAAUUUUGAUUUAGAUUUUGCAUUAAGAUUAUUUNUUAAAAACAGUUAAUAAUUAUUCAGAAAUGCCAGUCUAAAUAGGAUUAACAGAAUUUCAUUAUUUUAUUUUAAGUGCUGAUUCUUUGACUAUUUUUAGUAAAAUAACUUAAUAAGAAGUAUAAAAAUAUGAACUUAGAGGUAUGGGUAGAAUAAUGGGUAUGUAAUAUGAAAGAGAUGGCAAAGUAUUUUGGAUUUAUUCUGAAAGGACAUUUUGUAAAAUAGAAACUGAAGAUGAAGAUAAGGAAGCAUGGAAAUUAUUAAUGGAUUAAAAAAUGUAUAUAGAAGCUUAUGAAAUAUCAAAUAAGUAUAAUUCAGAAUAUACUAAAUAUAUUGCUGGUUUAUGUGGAGAUUAAUUAUUCUAAUAAAAAAGAUAUAAUGAAGCUGCAUCUUAUUACUAAAAGUCUUCAAAAAAUUUUGAAGAGAUUUUCUUGAAAUUUUUGAAUUGUGAUGAUAUGAAAGCAAGAAUUGGAUUAGAAUAGUAUUUAAAACAUUUAAUUAAUAAUUUGAAAGGAGAAACUGAAAGGACACUUGUAUUGGGAUGGCUUGCAGAAUUAUUAAUUUAUAGAUUAAAUGAAUAAGAAAAGUUAAUACAUGAAAAUAGAAAUUAUGAGAAUGAUGCAUAAAGAGAUAAAGAUAUCAAAGAAAAGAAAUAAUAAUUAAACUAAUUAAAUGAAGAUUUAGAUAAUUUUCUGAAAACUUAUAAAUUAGAAUUAGAUUAAAAUUUAGUAUAUUAAAUUAUGGUAAGUCAUGGUAGAUUAUAAAAUUGUGUUGAAUAUGCUAAAUUGAAUAAUAAUUAUGAAAUGAUCAUUUAACAUUAUAUUAAUGAAGAAAAUUAUAAAGAAGCUAUUAAAAAUUUGAAUAAUGUUAAAGAAAAGAGUUCUAUGGAAAUCAUAUAAAAAUAUUCAUUUAUUCUUAUGAAACAUGAACCAGAAUAAACAUUAGAUAUUUUAUAAAAGAAUAUAAAGAAAUUUGAUUAAACCAAAAUUAUUGGUGGUCUUAUGAAUAUUCCAGUAGAAAAAAGAGAAUUUGGAAUAAGAUUCUUAGAACAUUCAAUAACUAAAUUAGAUUGUGCUGAUAAAAGUAUUCAUAAUAUUUUAAUAUUCUUUUUAACUUAACCAUUAUAGAAAGAAAAACUUAAUUAUUAUUUAUAAGAAUAAGAAGCUAUAUUAAAAAAGACAGAGAAGGUUAAUUUUGAUUUAGAUUUUGCAUUAAGACUAUUCAAAUAAGCAAGUUGUAUAGAUGCUUAAAUCACUAUUUAUGGAAUGAUGUCUCUUUAUACUGAAUCAGUUACUUUAGCUUUAGAUUAUGGAAUGAUUGAAAAAGCUAAAGAAUAUGCUUAAAAACCAGAAGAUGAUGAUGAGAAAAAGAAGAAAUUAUGGAUGAUGAUUGCUGAAAGAUUAUUAUCUUAAAAUUAAGAUAUUGAUAAGGUUAUUGAACUUACAAAAAAUAGUUAGUAAAUUAAAAUUGAAGAUCUUUUACCUCAUUUUAAUGAAAAUAUCAAAAUUGAACAAUUCAAAGAUGAAAUUUGUAAUUCUCUUAAGAAAUAUAAUGAAGAAAUUGAAAAAUUAAAAGAUGAAAUGAAAAAGUUAUCAGCAAAUUCAGAUUAAUUAAAAAAUGAAUUAAAAAUGACAAAAAAUAAAUUUUUAAUUAUUGAUACAUAAUAAAAAUGUGAUCAUUGUGCUAAAUAAUUAUUCAAUGAUACAUUUUAUAUUUUUCCAUGUAAUCAUGGAUUUCAUAAAGUAAAAUUAACAAAUAUAAAUAGGAUUGCAUAGUUACAAAAAUUAAAUCAUUACCUUAACAUUAAGCUAAUAUUCCAUAGAUAGAAACAUAUGAUAUGACAAUGUAAUCUAUAUUAGUCAAAUCAAAUCCUAGUCAGAAUGCUAGUAAAAAAUAAUAAGGUAAUUAAUCAUUUUAUGAUUUGAUCAGAUGGUUAGUCCUUCUUUUAAAUAAUGAAUAUUUUUGGAGGAGCUAAAUAGGAAUAGAGACCAUAAUCCACAUUAACUCCAGAUGAAGAGAAACUAUUGAGAGAAACAAAAGAAAAGUUUGAUAAAAUUGUUGCUAGUGAAUGUAUAUUUUGUGGACCUAAAGUUGUUGAUUCUAUUCAAUUUGGAUUUGAAUUGGAUGCAAGAGAAAAAGAUACAUGGAGUAUAUGA
Messenger RNA from Paramecium primaurelia, 4323 nucleotides. Lineage: Eukaryota; Ciliophora; Oligohymenophorea; Peniculida; Parameciidae. The record is from the annotation of a GenBank genome assembly.